Molecule: messenger RNA, 2321 nt
Organism: Salvia hispanica
Lineage: Eukaryota; Viridiplantae; Streptophyta; Magnoliopsida; Lamiales; Lamiaceae
Product: serine/arginine repetitive matrix protein, putative (DUF936)
Source: RefSeq, a predicted model, not a curated record
UGCUAAGGCAUCCCACUUUCAAUUUCUCCUCACUCUAAUUCACCUCUCGUAAAGAAGAAAUCCUCACUGCCCUCUCCACCUCUCUCCAAAAUGGCCACUCUAACACCCGGAAUCCUCCUCAAGCUCCUCCAAUCGAUGAAUUCAACCACCAAAGUCACCGGCGACCACCGUAGUCCCCUCCUCCAGGUCAUCGGCAUCCUCCCUGCUCUCUCCGCCGCCGAUUCUCUAUGGCCGCACAAUGGAUUCUACGUCCAGCUCUCCGACUCCCUCAAUUCAACCUACGUCUCCCUCUCCGACCGCGACACUGACCUAAUCCUCAACAAUCGCCUCCAGUUAGGUCAGUUUGUGCACCUCGAUCGCCUCCUCUUCGACUCCGACUCCCCUCCCGUCCCAACGCCCGUCAACCUCCGCCCCGUCGCCGGCCGCCAGCCCUUCAUCGGAUCCCCCGAGCCCCUAAUUGCUCGGAUCUCCCCUUCCAAAAAUGGAUUCGUCAUUCAGCCGGUUUCAGACUCCAGCCCCUCUGCUGAUCCCAUCGCUGCCUAUUUGUCUAGGGCAGGGAAGAAGGAGACGGAAGGAAAGGAGAAAUUCGGAGAGGGAAAGGGCGGCAGACAUGUAAUUGCCCCCAAAAAAGAGAAUGUUAAUGUGAAUAUAGCUGCGAAUUGCGGAGAUGAUAAUAGCUCUGUUAGUAGUAGAGCUGGAUCAGACAAGAUCUCGCAAAGGUUUACAUCGCCGGGCUCGCAGAAGCAGAGACCAUUAGCAGCAGCCGGAAGGAAAGUUGUGGUAGCGGAGAGGGAUCCGUCGCCGGCGGCUAAAUCAGGGAAGAGGUCUUCCUCGCCUGCCCCGUCAAAAUGUGUGGUCCCGAGCCUUGUGGUGGCAAAGGAAGAAAAUAGGAGGACAUCAAAGGAGCCUGCGAUAAUUGUACCAUCUAGGUACCGGCAGCCGUCGCCGACUGCUGGGAGGCGGCAGGCGAGCCCGAUUGUGGCGAGGAGGAUGUCGUUGUCUCCAGCUCGAAGGCUAUCUGGCGGGCUUAGGGCAUCACCCGCAGUGGACUCCUCAGGGAGGAAGAAGAUGGCUAAUAUAGCUGCUGGAAUUUCGAAGGUUUCUGAAGCGCUUGUUGGGAAUGGGAGACCUCCUAGUAGGAAAAAUUGGGAUGAUGGACCAGCAUCCGGCGGCAGCUCUUCUGAACAUAAAGAAAAGACUCUGGCUAAAAACAAAAUCGAUCUCCAGGCUAUCCUGAGGACACAGGCUGCUAUAUCUAGGCGUCUAAGCGACGUACAUGAGAAAUCUGAGAGUCCGAAUGUGAAACCGAAUGGCGCAGCCCCAGUGAUCACCAUACAUGAAAAGAAAUGGACUGAUGGCAGUGUUUCUCUUGAUGCGGUUACUUCAGGUCUUGCUAAACUUGGGAAGGAUGCUAUGCAGAGGAGAAGAAUUGCUUCAAUAGCUGCUGCUGAAGCUUUAGAGGAAGCCAUGGCAACUGAAUCUGUUGUCAGAAACUUGAGCAUGUUUUCUGAUUUAGUUGCAAUGUCAAAGCCUGAGAAUCCUCUGCCUACUAUCGACCGAUUCAUGUCCAUUUACGAGGAUGCCCUGAAAUCAACAGCAGACGUUGAGUUGAUUUUCGGUAGCCACAGUUCAUCAAGAAGUACGGAUUCUACAUCUACAGAGCAACCAAAACCGAGCAAGCUAUGGGUGGAAGCUGCUUUGGCCACGAACCUUGAGGUUGUCUCCCUCCUCACAAACGAAGAGUUUGAUGGCUUAUCAAAGGUGGAGCAAAGUUCAAAGAAGAGGCCCUCUAUCAGUGAACCUGCCAAGAAGGUGUCACCAUCAGUGGCUGGAACAUGGACUCGAUGCAUGGGAAUGAACGAAACUGUAGAGCUGGGAAAGAAUUUGCUGUCUGAGAUGCAAAUGUGGUUCGUGAGGUUUGUUGAGGAGUCCCUUGAUGCAGGUUUUCGUGUAUUUGGCAAGUCCGCUACAGGCAAUGGUGGAGGUCUCGACUGUGGCCCUAUGGCCACUAUUUUGUCUCAGCUGAAACGAGUCAACGACUGGUUGGAUCGUGUUGUCUCUAGAAGGGACGGGGUGCUGAUGGACAAGGCGGAGCUCUUGAAGGGAAAGAUUUAUUCGUUUGUCAUGUCAUUCCAGUAACCUGCCUCCUCACCUUGCUGAUUGAUGUGUUUGUUGAUAAUAUUAGGGAAAUUCUUCUCUUCAAUAUCAAUUUACAUGGUUUUGAUUGAAUUGUGAUGCCAAUAUAUCAGCCAUCAAGUAUAACAUCUCAUUUAUUUGAUAAGUACAUUAUGUUCUCAGCAAAUAUGAGUUUUGUUUCAGAA